AUGCCAUCCAUUGGUUCCGAGAGUUGCUGGACAACAAAGCGAAGAGGCCAUCUGAGCUUCGCGAUCGCCUCUUCGGCUCUUUGCGCAGGAGGCAAGUGGCAGCAGGCGCUCGAGGUCUUUGGUGCAGCUCACCGGGUAUGGCGAGGUGAUGCACCGCACUGCGUGGUAGCGUGGCUAAGUUUGGUGGACAUUUGUAACGAGUCUCAACAAGCACCCCUCCUGCAGCAUUGCCUCCAAACCGGGCUGCGAAUGCUUGAGAGUCAGUCGACAAUGUGGCCACAGACCAUGGAGACAAAGCAACAGGCAGUGCUGACGAGCUUGCGCCUUGACUCGCUUCGAGGUUAUCGUGUCACUCACAGCUCUCCUUGGCCUGGCCGUCGGAUUCUGUCUCCAGCACUUCGCGUGCUGCAGGGGAGCAACAGGCACUGCAAGGAGUUUUUGCGAUCCGAUGCGCCGCCGGCUCUUGGAAGCCAUGCAGUACGGGAGCUGGCGGCAUGCUGGGGCAUCCGUGGAGACGGCGUGCAUGUCCGACUCCUACGACAGAGGUUGCACCAUCAGGUGGGAGCAUCCUCUUGGGUGGACGCUGUCUCACUGGCAGAGAUGAUACAUGUCCGGAGGGUAUGGACGCAGGAUGUCCUCGCAGCGGUUUCAUAUCGCAUCAAAGGCUCGGGAGCAGCGCUUUGCUGCAUCAUUGAGUUUGUUCCUAGUGCAGAGCGGACAAAAGGGCCUGCUACCAUCCUGCGACCUGUGGACAAGCGCGCGGUGCCGCGCACGGCCUUGGACACGACAGGCGCAGUUUCGCAUGUGGACAAGAUACCAGGUGUGAGAGGCCUUCCACUCGGCCAGUGGGACAGGUCAGAGGUGCCCAAGACAAGUGUGGCAGCCAUGGACGGGGACCAGCUAACAGCGAUGAACAUGGAGUGGAAGGUGCUCAAGGAGCGAUUCUUCGCAGGGGAGCCCGUGGACCCCGUCUUUGAAGGAAUCGUGAAGGACUUCGUCUCCUUCGACUUGACCCUCCAGGACAUCUUCAAGAAGGUCGAAACCUUCAUGAGAGGCAUAGACAGUCUGGCAGAGGGCCUUGUGGUCCUCGCGGAGAGUGUUACCACAGGCCUGGCUUCCGUGGACGACUCGCUCAUCAAAGCUGACUGCUGCAAGAUGAAAGAGGCCACAAAUGCCAUCACACGUGCAGAUGCUCCUCACAGCGCUUUGGCGAAGCUUCGAAGAGACAUGGACUUCAACAUAAUGAACCCCUUGCGGUGUCAUGUCGUCAACAACCGCAACAUGAAGACCUACUUGGACAAGCGAAGGCGCCGGCUGCUGGAGUACAAUAUCGCAAAGCGAGAGAUGGAUGACUGUGUCAAGAAGAACUUGCACCAAACCGACCGUCGAUAUCUGGCUGCACAGUCGCAGCUCGAAUCGACCAAGUUGGCGUUCCACGAGGUGGACAGGCACAUUUUCGAGUGGCUUUACAUCAUGGAGGAGUACAAGGGAGACAUUCUGGACUCCUGCCUCCAGACCUUGAAGUACUUGCAGUACGAGUUCUUCGCUACAUCAGCUCACUCCAUCUCAGGUGUUCUUCCUGCGCGAAUGGAGUUUCGACCGAUGGUCGAGAUGACUCCAGAGCAUCUGGAAGCGCAGGUAGAGAUGGCCAUUCAAGAGGCCGAAGAGAAUCCCGAGGAGGAUGUCGUGACAGACUUCUCUGCGCGCCUGAUAGAGAAGUUGGCCAAGGAUAACAAGAAGAAGCCUGCCGAAGGUUUGGACUCGUGUGCAGAUGAAGGGCCCUCGGUGCCAGUUGACCCGCUGAGUCUUUCAUCGCUCCUAUCACAAGGAUUCGAGGAAGGUCCCGCCAGGCAGGCUCUGAGGAAGUUCAAGAACGACACUCAGGCCGCUCUAGACUUCCUCAUUGGCGGCGGAGAACAUGCUGAGGAGGAGCCAGACGAGCAAGUUCGGAUGCCAACGACAGUGCGGCGAGUCCAGAGGUUGAAAGAAAGACGGAAAGCUCAGCAGGCCAAGCGACAAAAGGAAGAGGAGGAGAGAAAGGCCAAGGAAGAAGGCCGAAGGACGGACAGACAAGAAGAGUCCAAGCCAUCGACUCCGCCGAAGAAAGAGCCACCGAAGCCUGAGCCGCAAGCUGUAGAUCUUUUAGACUUCAACAAUGCUGAAGAGCGCAAGGCCACGGGGCGAGGAGCGUCGUCCGGGGGUGCCUCCGAUCUGCUUGACUUGGACCUUGCGGCUUCGGCAGGGGCUCCCAAGGGAGGAGGCAAUGACUUGUUGGACCUGGCUGGCCUGGAUGAGCCUCCUCCACCAACCGAUUUCUCGAAACAGAUCGAAACUGUCCCUCUUCCGGAGCAGAUCACCCUGGACUUGUCGAAGUGUGAGAAAGGCCCUCUGGGACCGCCUUCCCAGUCAAGCGGCGGCUAUUUGGGUGACCUUGGUAGCCUGUGA
This is a messenger RNA of Symbiodinium sp. CCMP2456, 2445 nucleotides long. The record is from the annotation of a GenBank genome assembly. NCBI's taxonomy places the organism in Eukaryota, Dinophyceae, Suessiales, Symbiodiniaceae.